Trichoderma harzianum CBS 226.95 is the source of this 1206-nucleotide messenger RNA. RefSeq lists its product as hypothetical. Gene Ontology annotation, cellular component: nucleus. The transcript has 3 exons. Gene Ontology annotation, biological process: DNA damage tolerance; protein K63-linked ubiquitination. NCBI's taxonomy places the organism in Eukaryota, Fungi, Ascomycota, Sordariomycetes, Hypocreales, Hypocreaceae. Bases 486 to 908 code for a protein of 140 amino acids. The record is from RefSeq and is a predicted model, not a curated record.
GGAAAUGCUUGCAGGUUGCAGCUUUCGGAGAGCUUCGGUGCUCCCGGCAUUUACCCAUUCAGCUGUAAAUCCCAUGGAGAGCACUAACAAUCCGCUGAGCCGCAGACAGGACAGGGUACCUCCGACCAGGUACCCCCGAACCAUUCCGUCAUAUCACUCACUGUCCUGAUUCUUGUUCUCCAUAAUAGUGAUUCGGCAUACAAAAACUGCCCCGCGCCAGGAAUAGCUGCACAGCGGUGAUCCCAUACUAAACAAAACCUGCGAUAAUACGAGUACACUGCGAUAUUUCGACAUCGAAUCUUCUAUUUGCGUCUAGAUCCGCUCGAUCGAAAAAAAAAAAAAAAACAGAAAUAAACGCAUAGAGACGAGAGAGUCACCGGGUGGUUACUGCGCCACGCAACGACGAGCAGCAAAGCAUCACACACGCAACUCAUCGAGGCGAUAAGGAGAGAAAAAAAAAGGAAAGGGAACAUAAAACAGGAACCAUGUCUGCCAAGGUCCCGCGCAACUUCCGCCUGCUGGAGGAGCUCGAAAAGGGCGAAAAAGGUCUCGGAGCUGAAGCCUGCAGCUAUGGCUUGGAGGACGGAGAGGACUUGCUCAUGUCCAACUGGAACGGAACCAUCCUGGGACCUCCUCAUUCUGCCCACGAGAACCGCAUCUACAGCCUCAAAAUGCACUGCGGCGAGAAAUACCCCGACGAGCCCCCGUCCAUCCAAUUCGUCAGCCAGGUCAACCUCCCCUGCGUCAACCCCCAGAAUGGCGUCGUCGAUCCCAGGCAGCUGCCCUGCCUGGCCCAGUGGAAGCGCGAAAACACCAUGGAGAUGGUCUUGAUUGAGCUGCGAAGAUAUAUGGCCGCUCCCGCCAACAAGAAGAUCCCCCAGCCUCCCGAAGGUUCUACAUACUCAUAAUCACCAAAGGUAAUACCGGGGAGCAGAUAAGAUGAGGAGAAGAGGGGCGUUCGUAGAUGGGAAAGGAAACAGGGCAAGCAGACACACGUGGAACCUCUCUUUCAGCCAACAAUACAUGGUUCCACAAAGACCACACACCGUCACUCACGAAGAAUUACGUAGCACGUCUUCUUUUAAAGCGCAAAAUCUCAUCCACAAUUUUGUUCAAGAGUUUUGGAAGCACGAAAAUUCACAUUUCUCAUUCCAAUCGUCAACUUUCUUCCUCGAAUAGUUAAAAUUGUUGCACAUGAGCAGACCA